This is a messenger RNA of Cyclocybe aegerita, 651 nucleotides long. Lineage: Eukaryota; Fungi; Basidiomycota; Agaricomycetes; Agaricales; Hemipholiotaceae. The record is from the annotation of a GenBank genome assembly.
UGGCGCGCUUUGAAAUUGUGCCACCGGAGAACGGGACACAUAUAAGGCGCUCAGACGAGGGUCGUUCCCUAGAAACCCCACCCCUCUCGAGCCCGCGAAGAGGUAGCCAUAUAUCAUUGUCUACCCUACCCACCUCUACACUUUUCACUCCCCAUCUUCGAGAUCUAGACCAACAUAUGACUGGACUUCAAAUGAAUCCGCCUCCACCAACGGCCACUACGCCCUUCGCUUCCGAGAUUGCUGUGUUCACCUCUGCGGUCCGCACCAAAUCUAUCAAGAGCCGCGACGUCCCAUCCGACCACCCAGUGGUGACCCGGGAGGAAAUCGUUCACCUCGACCCGAGGGUCUCCCUCCACUCUUGUCGGCCAUCGUACCCGCCACUCACUGCAGGUGCCAGUGUUCAAGAGAUACAACGCGUUCUUCGCGACCUGCCCAAGGUCGACCAGGCGAUCAACCCUGACGGGAUGUUCCCCUGGACGUUUGGGAACUACGUCAAGCGAUAUCUUCGAGAAUUGGAGAGGGAGGAGCCGCCGCGCAAGCGUCGAAGGACCGCUGCCGUCGUCGCCAAUGCCGAUCCUUCAUCUGACUUUGUCCGCUACGACCCCGGAUGCGGCGGCGGCUUCUUCUUCUUCAGGGUCAUCCCGGUCUAAG